Acanthisitta chloris (rifleman) is the source of this 1254-nucleotide messenger RNA. It is a transcript of the gene TRMT10C, whose product is annotated as tRNA methyltransferase 10 homolog C (S. cerevisiae). Gene Ontology annotation, cellular component: mitochondrion; nucleus; nucleoplasm. Bases 1 to 1254 code for a protein of 417 amino acids. The transcript has a single exon. Gene Ontology annotation, biological process: mitochondrial tRNA 5'-end processing; positive regulation of mitochondrial translation. The record is from RefSeq and is a predicted model, not a curated record. Gene Ontology annotation, molecular function: tRNA binding. NCBI's taxonomy places the organism in Eukaryota, Metazoa, Chordata, Aves, Passeriformes, Acanthisittidae.
AUGCAGUCUGCUAAUAUACUUCUGAAAAAAAUUAUAAGAGGUUCUGUCCUCCCACUUGCCGCGCAACAUGGGAUGAAAAAAGAUUUGUUUCCACUCAGUAGAACUCUGAGUUUAUCACUUUGUCUGAAGCAGGAUAACUCAUUCAAACCCUCGGAAAAACUAGAUUUAGAUGCAUGGAAGAAGGUAAUGAAGUCUGGGUUGCAAGAAGAGGCCAGUGAGGCGGUCCCUGAGCAUAAGGAGCAUUCCUCUUUUGCUGCUGCACGUGAACUUUUGGAGAUGUGGAGACUAGCUGGCAGAUUGGUUCCAGAAAACAUCAGUGAAGAACAGCUAAAAACCUUUAUGGAAUGUCCUUCCAAGUCAGCCCAAAAGAAGUAUUUGAAAUUUUUGCAUAUUAAAGAAUUGCACAAAAAAAACAAUAGAAGAAAGGUGGAUGAGAAAAGGGAAAGGAGGCUGGAAGUGCAAGAGCAGGCUUCAGAAACAGGUGAGACCAACAGGAGUCCAUUCAUGCGUUUGUGGUCCAGCACUAUGGAUAGAGCAUACAAUUGGAGGGCUGCGCAGUCCAUGAUCUUUGGCCAACCUCUAGUGUUUGACAUGUCCUAUGAAAAAGACAUGUCUGUCCGAGAACUUGCAAAUGCAGUGAGACAGAUAGUACUGAGUGAAGGCAGCAAUCGGAGAUCUGCGGAUCCGUUCCACAUCCACUUCUGUAACUUGAAGGACGACAGCCUCUAUCAGAAGGAAUUCAUUAAGCAUUACAGAGAGGCAUGGGGCAAACUGCUUAUCACUGUAACAGACCAGUGCUACACAGAAGUCUUUCCAAAGGAUAAGCUCAUCUAUCUGACAGCUGAUUCUCCUAAGGUAAUGAAAACAUUUGAGCAUGAUAAGGUCUAUAUUGUUGGGUCAAUGGUUGACAAGAGCAUAAAAACAGGAGUCUCCUUAGCACACGCAAAGCGACUGGGAUUGGAGACUGCAGCACUUCCACUGGAGAAGUACUUGCUUUGGAACUCUGGUGCCAAAAACCUCACACUGGAUCAAAUGAUGCAUAUUUUAUUAACCUUGAAAGAUACUGCCGACUGGAAGAAGGCUCUGGAAUUUGUUCCAAAAAGGAAGUAUUGUGGCUUUGUAAACAAACCUGUGAAUGAACUGAAAAAGACCUUAGACCUGAUCAACACACUUAAACUUGGGAAGAGACAGGGAGAAUUACGAAAGCAAUUUGCCAAGAGCUACUCUAAGAAGUAUAAACUGAAGCAAAAUUAG